AGCCCCCCUUGGCUCAAGCGUGCUGAGCGGAGCCUGAGCUUUACAGCUUGCAGCGCUCUUGCGAGGUUGGCCCUGCCAGCCUACGCGACCACUCGCUUUUGGUAGGUCCCGCUCGCGCUCCGGUUCCCGCGGGAUGGACCUCCAGGAUGGUGGCGUGGCCGCAGAGGACGGCGGCGAGGCCGCGGGCGAGGACACCGCCGACACCUGCGCCGGCCCACCCUCGCGCAAGCUCCUCGAGGCGGCUGUGGACGCGGCGUGGGCGAAGCAGUCGUGCGAGCACUUUGCCGAGCAGUCUCCCGUGCCGUCCUUCGCCUCCUCCGUGCCGCCCCUCGCCGAGCACUCCGCCCCGUUCACGGGGGAGGAGCCCGUGGACCUGGGCCCGCACGUCUCCGGUCCGCUGGGGGGCGCCUUCUCGUUCAUGUGCACCUUGAGGAUGGACAGCCUCGAGAGCUGGUCGCGCGUGUUCGAUUUCUCGGUCGCGGCCGACGAGGACAGCAUCACCGCCGGGGCCAUCGAGCUCACGCGCAACCUGCACUUCACGGUCUUCCGGGGCAGGAAGCCCAUCAGCGUUGCCGUGGAGAACUUCUUCGAGCUCGGGCGCGAGCUCACCAUGCUGUGCACGGUGUCGCCCUCGGGGCACAUGAGGGUGUUCAAGGACGGCGCGCUCGUUGGCGAGAACAUUGAGGGAAUGGCGCCACUGGAGCUGGCGAGGCCGCACAUGGUCGUCGGCGGCCAUUUCCUGUUUCAAAACCAGGCCUUCCGUGGCAGCCUCAAGGACGUCAAGGUCUGGGGGCAGGAGCUCCCGUGGCCGGCGCCUCAGGAGGAGGAGGCGCCGGCGCCCGGCGCGGCGGCGGAGGGCGCCGCCCCCGAGCCGGGCGAGGGCGCCGCCGCCGCGGGGGAGGGCGGCGCGGUCGCGGAGAGCGACGGCGCGGAGGACUCCGCCCCGCCGCCCGAGCUGGAGCAGCCGCCGGCCUCCCCGGAGGCGCUGGCUGGCACUCCUGCCGCCGCGGCGGAGGAGGCCGCCGCACAAGGGGACGGCCAGGUGCCGCCCCCUACGGAUACUGAGGAGGUCCCCGCGAGCUGAUUGACGCGACCUCUAAGGGCGACCUAUGCGGGAG
Messenger RNA from Prorocentrum cordatum, 1118 nucleotides. The record is from the annotation of a GenBank genome assembly. Lineage: Eukaryota; Dinophyceae; Prorocentrales; Prorocentraceae.